Liolophura sinensis is the source of this 818-nucleotide messenger RNA. RefSeq names its product BAG family molecular chaperone regulator 1-like. Gene Ontology annotation, molecular function: adenyl-nucleotide exchange factor activity; protein-folding chaperone binding. Gene Ontology annotation, cellular component: membrane; nucleus; cytoplasm. Gene Ontology annotation, biological process: protein stabilization. The transcript has 7 exons. The record is from RefSeq and is a predicted model, not a curated record. Lineage: Eukaryota; Metazoa; Mollusca; Polyplacophora; Chitonida; Chitonidae. Bases 2 to 526 code for a protein of 174 amino acids.
GAUGGCGGCCGAGGCCGUAACUUCGCUGAAGCUGCAGCUUGUUUACGGUCAGCACAAGGAAGAUUUUCAGUUGACCUUGCCCAGUGAUGAGGCAGGUGGGGUUCUGCAGGUGAAACACCUGGCUAAAAGAGUGGAGGAAAUGACAGGGGUGCCUCCAGCUAGCCAGAGACUCAUCUUCAAGGGAAAAUCACUGAAGGAUCCAAAUGCAUUGUUGGUGCCAGAUGGAAUAAAGAACGGGUCUAAAAUAAUGCUCAUAGGGAAAAAGCUAGUUGCCGGGGAGACAGAGGAGAUCCAAAAACUAUCCAAGAUGGAAGCAGCUAUAGUCAAGGAGGAAAAGAAACUAAGUGAAAUUACCUCUGACCUUGAUGGGAUACAUCGGGGGUUUCUCCACAAGGAUCUCCAGCAUACUGGGAAAAUGCAUCAGAAGCUAGAGCAAAGGAAAUCUUUAGUGACAAGGAUUCAGACCCUAUUAAACAGAUGUGAUGGCUUAGAGCAUGGUUUGGAGGAUUUAUUGUUAAAUUCCUAAAGUAAUUAUUUAUUCAUACAUCUGUACGAAGACAAUUUUUUUGGUGGCUGGUAUGUCCAUUUUAUGAAACGCUCAAAGCCUUAAGAUGAUCAUUUGGUCAUUUACAUGUCAUGUGAUUAUUGGUUUUAUUGAUCGUUCUCUUUUAAAAAAUUUGGUAAUACAAGAGUACAAGCUCAUUUUUGUCUUGCUAUCUUUUUAAAAAAUUUUUAUGUGUCAAAGUACAAUUUCUUUCCACAUGUUGACCGAACUAUAUUUCGAUAUAGUCUAUGUAUCCUAUGUAUCAAAAAAAAAA